AUGGACAAUCGUAGACAAAAGCGGUCGUCAGGAGGUCCCGUGACACCAACGAAAAGGGACUCAGAGACUGGGAAUUCCCCGGAUUCAAUACAAGCUCCGACUCUGCCUUUAAAGGAGUCCCGAACAGGUCGGAGGCCAUCGGGAAAUGAUGGCGUUCCGGGGAAAACAGUUUCAUCAGCGCCCAGUCUCAGGCGACGAUUGACUAGGAAGAUCGAGUAUACGCCCAGUAAAUACAAGGAUGAUGAUGAAUACAUCGGUUUUGCUACACUCCCGGAGCAGGUUCAUAGAAAAGCUGUGAGGAAAGGCUUUGACUUCACACUAAUGGUUGUUGGUGAAAGUGGACUGGGCAAGUCAACCUUAAUCAACAGUCUGUUUCUGUCAGAGCUCUACAAGGACAGGGAAUUACCCAGUGUACAAGACAUGGUACAGAGGACAGUAACAAUAGAAAAGAAGCAACUGGAGAUAGAGGAGAAAGGUGUCCGGCUCAAACUGACCAUUGUGGAUACGCCUGGUUUUAAUGAUGCGGUCAACGCCGAGAACUGCCACAUCGCACUACUGGAGUACAUUGACCGACAGUUCAAGCAGUUUUUCGAAGAUGAGUCCGGGUUGAACAGGAGAAAUAUUCUUGACAAUAGAGUCCACUGUUGUCUGUAUUUUAUCUCCCCAUACGGCCAUGGACUGCGACAGAUCGAUGUCCAGACAAUGAAAAAGUUGCACAACAAGGUGAAUAUAGUCCCACUGAUUGCUAAGGCUGAUAUUCUCACCAAAGAUGAGCUCAAGAGGAUGAAAAAUAGAAUUUUACAAGAGAUUGAGGAGCAUGGUAUCCGAAUCUACGAGUUCCCCGACUGUGACAGCGAGGAGGAUGAGGAGUUCAAACAACAAGAUAGCGAGCUGAAG
Molecule: messenger RNA, 897 nt
Organism: Candidula unifasciata
Lineage: Eukaryota; Metazoa; Mollusca; Gastropoda; Stylommatophora; Geomitridae
Source: the annotation of a GenBank genome assembly